Molecule: messenger RNA, 3049 nt
Organism: Poecile atricapillus (Black-capped chickadee)
Lineage: Eukaryota; Metazoa; Chordata; Aves; Passeriformes; Paridae
Gene: GRPR
Product: gastrin releasing peptide receptor
Exons: 3
Coding region: 667-1830 (387 amino acids)
Biological process (GO): G protein-coupled receptor signaling pathway
Cellular component (GO): membrane
Molecular function (GO): G protein-coupled peptide receptor activity
Source: RefSeq, a predicted model, not a curated record
CCAGCAGGCGGCCGGCGCUCCCCGGCGCUCCCGGCGCUCCCCGGCGCUCCCGGCGCUGCCUGCAGCCCGCGCACACCGUGGGAAGCAGCGCAAGGGCUGACGUCCAGAACAUCCCGCCUAUAGGAUCCGAGCCGCCAGCCGAGCCCCGCUUUCCCCCCUCGCUUUAAAUCCGGCUGGCGAGCGCAGGCACCGAAAGCGAGAGAGAUUGGCAAUGCAGCGUGACAGCAACUCCCGAAAGUUCUUGCUUUCUGUGACUCCUUGCUUUCGGACUCGGAGCUGCCGGGCAGACCUGGAGCUGGGAGUUUAACGAGCCGCGUUUGCGAAAAUGCCUGCCACUUGCUGGCCCUUGAAUCCCAUAAUUUGCCUUCCAGAGCUGAGGAAUACUUAACAGCUAGAGAAGCGGAGGGGGAAAAGGCAAGUUUCACAAUUCAAACAAUGCUAAAACAUGUUCUCCUUUCACCGUAUGGAAACAGGACUGUGGACAAAGCUGCAGGUGCUUUUUGGUUUGGUUAUUGACAAGAUAUGUCACAAAGUAAUAUGACUUUUAAACUCUUCUGACUCUUUAAAGCCAGCGAAAAGAAGCAAAAUUAAAGCAAGAAAUUAAUUGGAGGAGUUUGAGGACUUUCAAAGGAGAAAGCUGUUUUCUGCGAAGAGCAAAAUAGGACGAUGGCAUCUGGAGAGUGCCUUCUGCUAGACCUAGAAACAGAUAACUUCAUUUUCUAUAACAUCUCUGUCAACCAGAGUGCAAACUUCUCCCUGCUUGGGGAAGAGUGGUUUUACCCAGCAUUCCUCUACGCCAUCCCCACAAUCUAUGGGAUCAUCAUUCUGAUAGGCCUUAUUGGCAAUAUCACCUUGAUUAAGAUCUUCUGUACUGUGAAAUCCAUGCGAAAUGUCCCUAAUUUGUUCAUUUCCAGUUUGGCUCUGGGAGACCUGCUGCUUUUAGUGACUUGUGUGCCUGUGGAUGCCAGCAGGUACCUUGCUGACGAGUGGCUGUUUGGCAGAACAGGAUGCAAACUCAUCCCCUUCAUACAGCUCACCUCUGUAGGGGUGUCAGUCUUUACUCUCACUGCUCUCUCUGCUGACAGGUAUAAAGCCAUAGUAAGGCCAAUGGAGAUCCAAGCAUCCCAUGCACUGAUGAAGAUUUGUGUGAGAGCUGCUAUAAUCUGGAUUGUAUCCAUGUUGCUUGCCAUCCCUGAAGCAGUAUUUUCAGAUCUGCACCCUUUCCACGACAAAGGGACUAAUAAAACCUUUAUCAGCUGUGCUCCUUACCCUCAUUCAGAUGGGCUGCAUCCCAAAAUUCACUCUAUGGCAUCAUUUCUCAUAUUUUAUAUUAUUCCCCUAUCUGUAAUUUCAGUGUAUUAUUAUUUUAUUGCUAAGAAUUUGAUCCGGAGUGCUUACAACAUCCCCGUGGAAGGCAAUGUGCAUGUGAGGAAACAGAUUGAAUCCCGUAAGCGCCUGGCCAGGACCGUGCUGGUCUUCGUGUGCCUCUUCGCCUUCUGCUGGCUGCCCACUCACAUCAUCUACUUAUACCGGUCCUACCACUACUCCGAGGUGGACACCUCAGUGCUGCAUUUCAUUGCCAGCAUCUGUGCCCGGAUCCUGGCAUUCACUAACUCUUGUGUCAAUCCCUUUGCUCUCUACUUGCUCAGCAAGAGCUUUCGGAAGCAGUUCAACAACCAGCUGCUGUGCUGCAGAGCUCGCCUCCUCAUCCGCUCCCACAGCAUGGCCAGGAGCACCACACGAAUGACCUCCCUCAAGAGCACCAAUCACUCCCUGGCCACCUUCAGCUUGAUCAAUGGCAACCACAUCUGCCACGAAGGCUGUGUCUAAAGGCUGCAGUCAGAGACAUCAGUUGCUGAGCAUGGCUGCUGGACUUUGCUCCGUGGGGAUGGUGAGCAGCGCACACACGCUUGCACACACGCAUGCAAGGAGGUGUGGUGUGCUCAGAGAACUCAGAGGAGCUUGAAGCAUCCAACAUUUCAUCUGGGGCUGAGGUUGAAGCAUCCAGCAUUUCACCCUGGACUGAGGCAUCACCAGAGCAUCAGAUCAUUGACCACCAGCCCACAGGGUCUCCCUGGGAAGUGCUGCUGUGCUUUCAAUGAGAGCAAAAUGGGAACCUUAAGAUCAAAUCUUUUUUGGCACUGCAGAAUCUUUAUCACUUCCUGCUCAAUCCCAAAUUUAUUCAGACUUACAGCAGUGAUAAAGACCAUAUCAGGUGCACACAAUUUGUCAGAACAGUUGCGUCCAUCACUUUAUGGUGUAAUGUAUUUUGACAUAGAAAUAAAUCCAUUUAAAUAAGGUAAAUACUUUUACAAAGGAGUUCAGUGUAGGUCAUUUACAGACUUUCCAAGUAUUUAUUAAUGUUCUGAGUACAGUAUUAAUUCAUUGUCUAAAAGAUAUCAAAAGUUUACUUGGGCAUGUCUGUGGCCCCAUCUGAAAUGAGCAGUAUCUUACACCACGUCAAUGUGAAAGCAGUAAUGUGAAUAAAUGUGAGUUGGAAUAUGUUUACAGCUUUCAACUGUGUGAACUUUUGCUGUGUUGUGGAAGAGACAGCAGGGCAAUUUCCAAGCAUUACUGUUUUGUUCUUCCUGUCUUCAAAGGUAUGAUAUAGUGAAUAUUCCAUCACCUAAGUGGUACCACAAAAUGUUAGCUGGGUUUAACUAAGGGCAGGCAAUAGCAGAAGCUGAUGUACAUCUAUUUUUCACGUAGUAGUGCUUUGUAAAACACUAGUUUUUCAGCAAAAGCUAUCAGCAAUGCAAUUUGUGAUCUCCAACCUACAUUUUUUUUCUACUGUCUUCACAGAAAUCUGUGGAGACAGAGCGACAAAACUGGCUAACAGAUUGGAGAAAUAGGUCCACUCUAACGUUUGCUCCAGAACAAUUCCUGUGCCAGGUACCAUCUAUUCUGGGACAGGAGCACAGUGUCCUGCAGAUAUCAGACUCCUGAAGCACCUGUGCUAUAAGACACUCAACAAAGCUGCACACCUGAUAAAAAAAACUGCUGCCAAAGGACACCAUAAACCAAUCACUGUAGCAGAAUAUGCGGGUUU